This is a messenger RNA of Symbiodinium pilosum, 364 nucleotides long. The record is from the annotation of a GenBank genome assembly. Lineage: Eukaryota; Dinophyceae; Suessiales; Symbiodiniaceae.
GGGGACUCCCCGCAGACAGACCUCGCAAACCUCAGUGGUGGCCAGGGCAAUCCCGUGAUCGUCCAGGCGGUGACGCCUGGAGGACGGGCAGAGCAGAAUGGCGUCAAACCAGGUGCCGUCAUCCGAAGCAUCAAUGCCGGCACCACCUUCAGGUCCUUCCCUGCCUGGCAGGUUCGGGCAAUGCUCCACGCGCCAGUGACGGUAGAGCUGGAGCAGGACAUGGUCCUAUCUCCAGGUUCUCCGCGAUGUAAGGAGAUCCGCCUAACGCGAAAGAGCGAGUUGAAGCUCGGCAUUGCUCCCCGCAAUGGCGCCUGGAGCCACAAGGACAAUGUGCUGCUGGCAGAGGAGGUGGUUUUCAAGCCUC